Molecule: messenger RNA, 2137 nt
Organism: Oryzias latipes (Japanese medaka)
Lineage: Eukaryota; Metazoa; Chordata; Actinopteri; Beloniformes; Adrianichthyidae
Gene: adisspb
Product: adipose secreted signaling protein b
Source: RefSeq, a predicted model, not a curated record
AUGCGGAAAUUAUCUCACAGAAAAUGCGGAGUCUCAUAGUGAGCGGAGAUUUUGAGCGGAGUCUCUGCAGUCUGCUCCUCAACUUCUCGAACAAUACUAGCGUCUCCGCUUGUUUGGAGGUUUACUUACCUGAGCGAAAAAAACAAAGAAAGGCGGAAAUUAAAGGGUUGUAUUGUGGUCCGUCCACUGAGAUGACUGGAGUGUGACAGUGGGGCUCAAGAGUGUCGGUUCUGGACUGAUCUAACAUGGCAACUGCUAAGAAGAUGUGUUCAAAGGCAGGAGGUGUCCACUUCUCAGAGGAACCUCCUUCUACUGGAGUCCCAUCACAUGUUCAUUUUGAUGAGAAACUGCAUGACUCGGUGGUCAUGGUGACUCAGGAGGAUGAUGGCAACUUCAUGGUGAAGGUUGGCUUCUUGAAGACCCAGCAUCGCUAUGAGAUUGUCUUCACCCUACCAGAGGUGCCAGGUCUGGGUAAAAACGUGUGCCCAGCACCAGUGCCAAGUCCUCAUCUGCGGAUCACCAACAUCCUACCUGCUCCAGAGGGAGGCCUAAAGGUUGCAUGCGAGUACAUGGCCCUGCAGGAGGGAGUUCUGUGUGAGGAGGUGCUGCUGCUAAGCGAGACCAAUGAUGACGUCUGUGUCAGAGUCAAAGUUCAUGCCAGAGUCAUGGAUCGUCAUCAUGGCACGCCGAUGUUGCUGGAAGGAGUGCGCUGCAUUGGCGUGGAGCUGGAGUACGACUCUGAGCACAGUGACUGGCAGGGAUUUGACUAAACCUCAAGCUUCUCUCCAACAUUAUCUGUUGGAUCAAAAUACAUGUACUAGUCAUGGUUUCGUGUUGGAAAGUAAAUAAAAGCAUUGCGACUGCAGACACUCAAUAAUCAUCCGUUAUCAGUAAUGUAGGAAACACUCCUCUCCUCAGUGGGUAGUUUAGUCCUGUUCACAUUCUCCUGUUUAUCAGCAUUUCCCGUGUUCAGCCACUAGAGGACAGAAACACUUUAUAAAUCGGAACAGCCUUUAAUCUCUCAGCAGCUCCUUGUACAAAGGCUCUUUUGUGAAGGAAACUCAGAUUUUUCAGAAGGGUAAAAAACAAACUCAACUGAAUGAACUGAUCUCUAUAAUCCUGCCGUGUCAUUUCUCAACGUACACAUAAAUUUUGCUUUAUUAAUUAUUAAAAUUUUAUGUUUGAGCUGCGGGAGACAUUUCUUUUAUAGAUACUGUAACUUCAAACUGCAUUUACGGUUUCUGCAUAUGUUGUUGUUCUUACAGCAACAGUUUUGGAGAACAUGGAAAAUUACUGUGUAACUGAAAUUGAUCGGAAAGGAUGCAAUGAUCGCAUGAAUUUAUCUGUGCAGUUGCAGAAAAAUAUCUUGCAGGUUUUGUGAUUUCAAUUUUCUUUUUGAGGGUUUUGGAUUUUAAAAGGCAUCUGUUUUAAAGCUGUAUUUUUCUGCUAAGCAAACGGGGCAUUUUUGACCUUGUAAAGACUAACUUGUUCUCCCAUUUAUCAAUAUAAUGUGUUUCAUAUUUUGACAAUAAAAUAAAAUGAUGUAAUUUUCUUCCAGACAUGAUCACAUAGGUUGUUUUGUGAGGUUUUCUCCAUUUUGUUUUCAUGAAUUCAUAAAGCCUUCAGAAACAUUCAUGUUAAGCAAGUGCCUUUCACAUUAUUGUCCAUGUUCUUACCCCACUUAACCUGUUUUUACCUUCAACUGUACUACACGACAAAAAAAGUUAUUUUUCAUCAUCAAAUCAACACCGGCCUGUUUGUAGCCUUUGUAGGGUCCGAUCCUUUGACUUCCUCUGGCUUGUGUUUACCUCAUGAGCCACCUUGCAUCAUUUUUUUAGUCGUGUGUCAGCUUUAAUGGUUGGUUGUUUAAUGUUUUGUCACUGAAAAAGAUUAAACCUUAAAGGAAACAAAUCAACUUGUAUUUUUCCUUCUUGAUGUGACACCAAGAGCUGUUGGUGUAGAACAGAUGACAUUGGUUUGUAAUUUUUCUGCAAAAUAGGUCAAGAUAAUGUCUUAGUGUUGAACUGAAGAAUCUGGUAGGCUGGUCUUUCAUGAUUGAAGGAGUUUAUUGUGUGAUACCUGCUCCCUGUGUGUGAUUUUCAUUUUUAAAUGUCAACAAAAUAAACAGGAAUCUGAA